Molecule: messenger RNA, 1302 nt
Organism: Drosophila eugracilis
Lineage: Eukaryota; Metazoa; Arthropoda; Insecta; Diptera; Drosophilidae
Product: calphotin-like
Exons: 6
Coding region: 142-1287 (381 amino acids)
Source: RefSeq, a predicted model, not a curated record
UUAUUCCACAUUCAGCAGUGGGAAACCACAUAAACUAUGGUAAAGUGCAAAUGGUAACGGGAGACUGUAGCAGCAUUUAAAUGAACUGAAUGCGAACGAUCAUGAGUCAGAGCAGAGCUGGGCAGUGUUUUGGGUAUAAAUAUGCGCCUCCAAGAGCAGUUGGAUAUCAAACAGUUUCUAGCCUUCCGAAGAAGCAAACAAAGAAAUAUAUCCAACAUGUUCAAAUUCGCCGUUGUUGUCCUCGCUCUUGUUGCCUGCGUAGCUGCCAAACCAGGACUCAUUGGUGCUCCUCUGGCCUACACUUCCCCGCUGGCUUAUACCGCUCCUCUGGCCUACACUGCUCCAGCUGCAGUAGUGGCUGCUCCUGCUCCAGUCGUGACCGCCACCAGUAGCCAGGUGAUCGCCAGGAACUACAAUGGAAUCGCUGCUGCUCCAGUCAUUGCUCCCGUGGCUGCUCCAGUAGUUGCCAAAUACGCAGCAGCUCCUCUGGCUGCUCCUUUGGCCUAUUCUUCCCCUCUGGCUUACUCGGCACCACUUAGCUACGCCGCUGCUCCGCACCACUCCUCAUCUGAACUUCUAAACUCUGCCAAACCAGGACUCAUUGGUGCUCCUCUGGCCUACACUUCCCCGCUGGCUUAUACCGCUCCUCUGGCCUACACUGCUCCAGCUGCAGUAGUGGCUGCUCCUGCUCCAGUCGUGACCGCCACCAGUAGCCAGGUGAUCGCCAGGAACUACAAUGGAAUCGCUGCUGCUCCAGUCAUUGCUCCCGUGGCUGCUCCAGCCAUCGAAUUCGGUGGCCACCAAGAGUUAUUCCACAUUCAGCAAGCAGAGCUGGGCAGUGUUUUGGGUAUAAAUAUGCGCCUCCAAGAGCAGUUGGAUAUCAAACAGUUUCUAGCCUUCCGAAGAAGCAAACAAAGAAAUAUAUCCAACAUGUUCAAAUUCGCCGUUGUUGUCCUCGCUCUUGUUGCCUGCGUAGCUGCCAAACCAGGACUCAUUGGUGCUCCUUUGGCCUACACUUCUCCGCUGGCUUAUACCGCUCCUCUAGCCUACACUGCUCCAGCUGCAGUAGUGGCUGCUCCUGCUCCAGUCGUGACCGCCACCAGUAGCCAGGUGAUCGCCAGGAACUACAAUGGAAUCGCUGCUGCUCCAGUCAUUGCUCCCGUGGCUGCUCCAGUAGUUGCCAAAUACGCAGCAGCUCCUCUGGCUGCUCCAUUGGCCUAUUCUUCCCCUCUGGCUUACUCGGCACCUCUUAGCUACGCCGCUGCUCCCGCACCACUCCUCAUCUGAACUUCUAAACUGUGA